AUGUGCUGGCUGAGGGCAUGGAGCCAGAUCCUCCUGCCCGUUUUCCUCUCCAUAGCUCUCAUCCAGUUGAUUAUCAGUUUCUCUGACCAUAAGACUAAAACCCACCAUCACUGGAAGCGGAAAAUCGAAGCAAAAUACGUUGAACAGGAAUGUGCUCAAAAGCAAACGUGUCCACUGUGUACUCGGGAUAAGAGAUGUAUUUGGUGCCGAGAAGAAAAGGUUUGCAAAAAGUACUGUUUUCCAUAUUCUGACUGUAAAUUCAAUUCUAUAUUUUGGGCAAACUGUAAUGUUGACCUCUUUGGACUCGUGAUGCUGAUACUGCUUGUAAUAAUAGCAAUAGCAUUUGUGUGGUAUUGCCUUGCCUAUUACUUUUACAUGCAAGAGAGGAUGGCUUUUUAUUAUGCAAGAAAUGGACACAUUCCUGGUUACAACUUGAAUCCUGUUGGCAAGUGCUUUCUUCCUGUUCGACAGGCUCCUCUAGGCUUGUCCAUCCACCAACAGCCGGAAGUCAUGCUCUUCCUGUAG
Apodemus sylvaticus (European woodmouse) is the source of this 525-nucleotide messenger RNA. RefSeq names its product PTTG1IP family member 2 (gene Pttg1ip2). Bases 1 to 525 code for a protein of 174 amino acids. The transcript is spliced from 5 exons. NCBI's taxonomy places the organism in Eukaryota, Metazoa, Chordata, Mammalia, Rodentia, Muridae. Gene Ontology annotation, cellular component: nucleus; cytoplasm. Gene Ontology annotation, biological process: protein import into nucleus. The record is from RefSeq and is a predicted model, not a curated record.